This is a messenger RNA of Metopolophium dirhodum (rose-grain aphid), 828 nucleotides long. Its product is annotated as E3 SUMO-protein ligase ZBED1-like. The record is from RefSeq and is a predicted model, not a curated record. NCBI's taxonomy places the organism in Eukaryota, Metazoa, Arthropoda, Insecta, Hemiptera, Aphididae. Gene Ontology annotation, molecular function: protein dimerization activity. The transcript has a single exon. Gene Ontology annotation, cellular component: nucleus. The coding region runs from base 1 to 828 and encodes 275 amino acids. Gene Ontology annotation, biological process: regulation of transcription by RNA polymerase II.
AUGAAGCUUAUUCAAGAUGUACAAACUCGGUGGAACUCUACCUACUACAUGAUAUAUAGAUUUGUUGAGAUGCAAACAUCAAUUAGAGGUACAUUAGGUUUAUUGGAUAAUGCUCCUGAUACUUUGAGACCCGAAGAUUGGACCAUUUUACAAGAUCUAAUUAAAAUAUUAAAACCUUUCGCAGAGGCUAAAAAAGCAAUAAGUGGACAAAAAUAUAUGACAGCUUCACUUGUAAUUGUUAUAGUCCAGGGGUUAUACAAAGUGUGCAAUAGUUUAAUAAAAAUGAAUUUGUCCCCAAGAGCAUUGCUUGUAGCUAAAAAGUUACUGAGUAAUAUGGAUGCAAGGGAUGGUUUUAAGAACUGUGAAAUAAGUAUGACACUUUCUAAGUGUACAUUCUUAGAUCCCCGAUUUAAACACCUGCCUUUCAUGAAUAUGAAUCCAAUAAAAAAUAAAAUCAUUGAAAAUAUAGCACAAAUUAUUCGAGAUAAAGAACCACAGAGUCAAUCAAAUGUAAAUAUACAGCCAGAUCCAAUACCCGAAUCUGAAGAAUUAUCAAUUUGGAGUGAAAUUGAUAGUAAUGUGGCAAGAUUUUCACCAUUGGGGACUGCAAAGUCAAGAGCAAUAGUCGAAGUUCAACGCUACUUGAACGAUGCAGUUAUAUCCAGAAACGAAGAUCCGCUUAAAUGGUGGAAAGACCAAAGCUAUAACUACCCUAAUCUAAGUUUAUUGGCCAAAAAUAGUUUAUGUCAUUUAGGUACAUCAGUUCCCUGUGAAAGGAUAUUUUCAAGUGCAGGUUUAGUGCUAAAUGAUCGUAGCGCUGUCGUCUAA